UCGAGGUGUUCACGACAGAAUGAAUUACGACUACUUGGUGAAGUUUUUGGCGCUCGGGAACUCCGGCGUUGGCAAAACGAGCUUUCUCUAUCAGUAUACGGACGGCACCUUCAACUCCAGAUUCAUAUCCACUGUUGGGAUUGAUUUCAAGGAGAAGCGAGUGAUAUAUCAAACUGAAAAUGGUAGAAGUCAACGAGUACACUUGCAGCUUUGGGACACAGCUGGUCAAGAAAGGUUCAGAAGUCUAACCACAGCCUUUUACCGAGAUUCUAUGGGUUUCCUACUAAUUUUUGACCUGACCAAUGAAUCGUCGUUUCUCGAAGUUAGAAACUGGCUGGAGCAGCUUCGGACACACGCAUAUUGUGAUGACCCAGACAUAAUUCUCUGUGGCAAUAAAUCUGAUCUUGAGGAUAAACGCGUUGUCAGCGAGCAUAAAGCACGAGAUCUUGCUGAAAGACACGGCUUGGUUUAUCUGGAAACGAGUGCUGCAACUGGGCAAAAUGUUGAGCGCGCCGUGGAAAUUUUACUGGAUCGUGUAAUGCGCAGAAUGGAGGCUACGGUGGACAAGUCGCCGUUACCACAUCAAAAAGUUUUAAGAUGUCACGAGCGCGAUACUCCGCCACCCCGGAGUUCCUGCUAUUGCUGACAGUGUCGGUACAUGUAGUUUUUUAAACUACAUUCUGUCUGCCGAAGUCAAAGGA
This is a messenger RNA of Cyphomyrmex costatus, 701 nucleotides long. It is a transcript of the gene Rab27, whose product is annotated as RAS oncogene family member Rab27. The record is from RefSeq and is a predicted model, not a curated record. NCBI's taxonomy places the organism in Eukaryota, Metazoa, Arthropoda, Insecta, Hymenoptera, Formicidae. Gene Ontology annotation, molecular function: GTP binding; GTPase activity. Bases 20 to 646 code for a protein of 208 amino acids. The transcript has 5 exons.